GGCGCCCGCCAUGGCCGCGUCUCUCCCGAAGCCUGGGACCCGGCUCUUCCGAACGUACGCGGCGAGGGGAGUCCGGAGGGCGCAUUGCCAGCCGGGAGGGCUGGCCGUGCAGUGGUUCCAGCCGCCGGACCCGAAGCGCGCCUUCAGCAGCAGCGGCAGUGACCUGUCGCAGCCCGCCGCUUCCGACAGCUCUGACGGCGCUGAAGACCCUGCAGACCCCGACUUCCCCGGCAGCCCCGCGGGCCCGCGGCGCAGGCGUCCUCGAGGCCGCGGCCGCCGGGACCAGUGGACGCUGACGGCCACCCAGAGGCUCCGGAGCCUGCGGCCUCGGCACCCCCAGAAGUGCAGCACCCCGCGCGGCCGGCUGCGACCGCCGCCCUUCUCCAGCUGCAACCUGGGCUGUCCCAGCGUGGACCUCAGCGUGUGCUGCCAGUCCAGGGUCAGCAACGAGCUGGGUACCAGUGCCUCCUUGUUCAGCCCUCCGGCCUCUUCCGGAGCCCCUGCCUCUCCGGAUUCAGACUGUGCGGCCCCCAGCGGCUUCCAUUUCUCCGCAGCCUCCCCGGAUGAAGCAUCUCUGCCCAGCCCCCGGGAAGCAGCCACAGACCAAGGCAGGUUGACCACGAUGGCCGGCCAAGCCGGAGCCGACUUCAGGUUAGCUCCCUUUAGCCUUGUGGACUCAGAGACCACAGAAGAUAAAGAGUUUGUGGAGGAAUCCUGUCGUGAAAGACAGCAGAUGGGAAACAGACUAAAGGGCCCGGAUCUGGCAAGCGAGGGAAAGGGAAGGGCCAGGGGUCAAAAGGUUGUGUCUCAAGAAACCGACCAGAUGGACGAUGGGGAGGCCAGUGGUAACAGAGACCUUCCAGGACCAGGACAAAUCAGCAGACCUAAGGGAACUGGGCCACUCCAGAAGAGGAAACCCCGGGAAGCAGUGGGAACCUCUGCCCCUCCACACAACCAGUCUAAGAAGAAAAGGAAAGAUUCCGUUCCCUUCCCGGACUUGAAUCCUAACCUUAAGACCUGUUCUUGGGCCAAAACCAGGGCCUCCUUCGGCUUCCACAAGAAGAAAAUUGUAACGAAUGUGUCAGAGGUAUGCAGUAUUUAUACAAUUACCAGUUCUCCCUGUAGGUCCCUCCUGUCUGAAUAUUCGACCUCUCCUCUCACGAACAUAGCAAACAGUACUGUUUCUUCUUGUCACUCCUCCUCUAUGUAUCUGCUAAGCCCCUUAAAGACCCUGCAUGUCACAGACAAAAAGCCGUUUUAUGCUGAAAAGGUUUACGGGGAGUGUAAUCAGGAAGGGCCUAUCCCCUUUAGUGACUACCUUUCCACAGAAAAACUGGAAUGCUGUGAGAAAAUUGGGGAAGGAGUGUUUGGGGAAGUGUUCCAAACUAUUACUGAUCAGACACCUGUAGCCCUAAAAAUCAUUGCUAUUGAAGGACCAGAUUUAGUCAAUGGGUCCCAUCAAAAAACCUUUGAGGAGAUCCUGCCAGAGAUCAUCAUCUCCAAAGAGCUGAGCCUCUUGUCUGAUGAGGUGUACAACCGCACAGCAGGCUUUAUUGGGCUGAACUCAGUACACUGUGUUCAAGGGCCUUACCCUCCCUUGCUGCUCAAAGCCUGGGAUCACUAUAACUCAGUCAAAAAAUCUGAAAAUGACCGGCCUGACUUUUUCCAGGAAGACCAGCUCUUUAUUAUCCUGGAAUUUGAGUUUGGUGGGGUUGACUUAGAGCAAAUGAAAUCAAAGCUGUCAUCUGUGGCUACUGCAAAGAGCAUUCUGCACCAGAUCACCGCGUCCCUGGCAGUGGCAGAAGCAUCGCUGCAUUUUGAGCACCGGGACUUACACUGGGGAAAUGUGCUCUUAAAGAAAACCAGCCUCAAAGAGCUCCACUACACCCUCAAUGGGAAGACAAGCACCAUUCCCACCCAUGGGAUACAGGUCAACAUCAUCGACUACACCCUGUCCCGACUGGAGCGGGAUGGGAUUGUGGUUUUCUGUGACAUCUCCACGGAAGAGGACCUGUUUACAGGUGAAGGGGACUACCAGUUUGAGGUCUACAGGCUCAUGAGGAAGGAGAACGAAGGCCACUGGGGAGAGUAUCACCCCUACAGUAACGUGCUGUGGCUGCAUUACCUCACAGACAAGAUUCUCAAUCACAUGAGCUUUAAGAGUAAAUGUCAAAGCGCAGCCAUGAAGCAAGUAAAGAAAAAGCUGCUUCAUUUCUACAGGACCGUACUGAGCUUCAGAUCUGCCACUGACCUGCUCUGCCAGCACAGUCUGUUCAAAUGAGCCAGGUAGUUGUACUCACCUUGAGAGUACUUGCAAAGCUUCAUUGAGUACAUUUUUAAAGCCUCUGGUACUGUUUUUAAUCUCUGCCACUAGAGCAGGAUGGAGGUAAAUACCCAUCCUUAAGAGUUCCCUCACAGCUUUUUAAAAGAGAAUUUUGUUUUUAAAAGGUAACCAAAAUGUUUGUCAACAUGAUUAAACUUGCUUUUAACAAAUAUUGUUGAGUCCUCUUGUCUGCAGAAUCUACAAACCUGAUGUUGCUGUUUUUGAGCCUUGGUAGCUUAUGCAGGAUGAGCAAAAGCGAGUCAGAAAAGCCCAGCCCUCUGCUGUGGUCCUUACUGUUUCUGCUGCUGUUGCCAAGAUGCAGAGCAGAGAGCAAGAUCGAGACUAGAGAAACAAAAGCAAGAGAGAGGAAUGCACCUGCAAAGGGAAAGUGUGGGAAAUGUUUAGCAAAUUCACUUACCAAUCACAGCAACAGAAGCAGAAUUUACAGAUUUUCAUCAGGAAAAUAAAUGUCUCUGUGGCACUAGUAUUUUGAUUUUUGCUUAUUUUCAUAAUAACAAAAAGGGAAACAUUCUGCUUUAAAAUCUUUGGGGGGGUGUUGUUUCAAGAUAGGGCUUCUCUGUGUAGCCUUAGCUGUGCUGGACUACCUUUAUAGACCAGACUGGCCUCAAACUCACAGAGAUCUGCAAGCCUCUGCCUCCCUGAGCACUGGGAUUAUAUAAUCUUAAUGGCUAAUUUUCCUUCUGACUGUUACUCCUCCUAAUAUUUUCCCAUAAUCAGAUAGUCUUGUUUUUUUUUUGUUGUUGUUGUUUUUUUUUUUUUUGGGGGGGGGGUGUGAUUGAUUGGUUUUUCAAGAUAGGAUUUCUCUGUGUAGCCAUGGCUAUCCUGGAACUCACAGAUAUCCAACUGCCUCUGCCUCUACCUCCUGAAUGCUGCGAUUAAAGGCAUGAACCACCACUGCCUGGUUGAUUUUUGUUUUAAAAAAUAAAACAAAUGCACAUUAGUUUGUGUGCUGGUACAGGUUGAGGGGCAGGGAGACAAGUAGAGAUCAGAGGACCUCAGCGGUCAUCUCAGGAAUGUCAUCCACCUUUGAGACAGCCAUUCAUUGUCCUGGAGUUCAGCAGUUGAGGUAGGUUUCUGGGAUCCUUCACUUCCCUAGCAGUGAGGUUACAAGCACAUACCACCAUACCCAGCAUGUUAUAUGGAUUCUGGGAAUCAAACUCUUUGUGUUUGCAAGGCAAAUGCUGUAACUGAGUUAUUGUCGAGCUCUUUUUAUGUUUUUUCAAAGUUUUGAAUCCAGGGCCUUGUGCUUCGUCUCUUUAGUUUACAACAAGCUCUCACUAAGUUGCUCAAGCUAGUCUUGAAACUUACUCUGUAGCUGCAGCUUAAACUUAGGAACUACCUUGCUUCAUCCUCACAGACAGCUGCAAAUACAGGCCUGAUUAAAGCUGAGCUCAUGUUUCUACCUUUGGGAACCCGUAGUCUCUGGAAAGAAAUGUGGUCAUAGUAAAGAAUCCCAUGGAAAUACCUGA
Meriones unguiculatus (Mongolian gerbil) is the source of this 3813-nucleotide messenger RNA. RefSeq names its product histone H3 associated protein kinase (gene Haspin). The transcript has a single exon. Gene Ontology annotation, molecular function: ATP binding; histone H3T3 kinase activity. Gene Ontology annotation, cellular component: cytoplasm; nucleus. The record is from RefSeq and is a predicted model, not a curated record. NCBI's taxonomy places the organism in Eukaryota, Metazoa, Chordata, Mammalia, Rodentia, Muridae. Gene Ontology annotation, biological process: protein phosphorylation; intracellular signal transduction; mitotic cell cycle. Bases 11 to 2281 code for a protein of 756 amino acids.